AUGAGUGAGUGCAAGCGGCUCAAGGAAAUUCUAAGUAUAUAUGAAGUAGCUUCUAGACAAAAAAUUAAUUAUGGAAAGUCUGCUAUCUCGUUUAGCCCGAGCACAAGUGAAGAAGAGAAGAUUCUGUUGAGUAAUGAAAUGGGGAUGAAACUGGUUGCGUACCAUGAGAAAUACCUUGGCCUUCCAACUUUUUUAGGGAGGGAUAAGGGUAAAAUUUUGAGGAAGGUGAGGGAAAGAGUCAAAAACCGGGUGGAAGGAUGGCACAGUAAUCUACUCUCCCUAGCUGGCAAAGAAGUAUUAGUAAAAGCAGUUCUCCAAGCUGUCCCAACCUACUCAAUGAGUGUGUUUAAGCUUCCUCUUGGCCUUUGUGAUGAACUGAAUGCAGUGGUGGCUAAGUUUUGGUGGGGAAAGAAAGGAGGAAGGGGGGUUCAUUGGAAGAAGUGGCAGUUUUUAUGUAAGGCCAAAGAAUGUGGGGGCCUGGGGUUUAGGGAGUUUGGAAAGUUCAAUCAAGCUAUGGUUGGUAAACAAGCCUAG
Molecule: messenger RNA, 534 nt
Organism: Fragaria vesca subsp. vesca
Lineage: Eukaryota; Viridiplantae; Streptophyta; Magnoliopsida; Rosales; Rosaceae
Product: putative ribonuclease H protein At1g65750-like
Exons: 1
Coding region: 1-534 (177 amino acids)
Source: RefSeq, a predicted model, not a curated record